UGGCAACUUGGUUAACAAUAUGGCCGCGGAUUUAAACCACUGAUCACCAGUAACAAAUAAUUUGCAAGAAUGCGACUUAGAAAGAAUACUGCAUAAUUUUUAAUCAGAAUUUUAAAACAAAAUGUCAACGUCAAGUUCAGUUAAGAACGAAUCAAUUGGCAAAUCAAUUGAACCAUCGAAAAACCCUAAAACACCAGAAAAAAAUGAAAGUGUUGUAAGUGAUGCAACAGAAACAAUAAUUAAGCCAAAAAGGAAACCUAAACCAAAGAAACAAAAAAAGGAACCAGAUGAGUGGAAAACGUUGUCGAUGGAUAAGCUGGAGAAUCGGCUGACAAUGAAGGACCUCAACAAAUUACAAAGAGGUUUUAUGGUACUGUAUAUUUCUGGUUUUGAUUGGGAGGCUGUUGAAGCAUGGAUGGCUUCUCAGGAACUUCCUGUCAUAGAAACUCUAAGUUCUCGGUCAAUAGGAACACAUUCUCAAUAUGACUUUGAGGAUUUUCAGAGUGUGACUGGUGGUGAUGGAACACAGGAAGGGAAGUUGAUAUUGGACAGGGAACAGUUCUGUGAUGCUCUAUCUAUUUUGUUAGACAAAGGAACAAAGGAGGAGUAUGGAGACUUGUUUGACAAGAUUGAUGUGGCCAGAGAAGGGACAGUUGAUUGGGACAAGUUGGCUUCUCACAUGUUGUUAGAGUUUACAGAGAGGGAUGAUAAAGUCAAGUCCACACAAGUUCCUCAGUGGAAAGACCUGAAAACAUUCCAAAGUCCUCAUAAGGAUAUUAUCCAGAGAGUUUCCUGUAUAAAGAAUAAUAAUAGAUAUGUGGCUAUUAGUAAGGAGGGAACCAUAUCAAUGUGGGGACAAGAUCUGAAAGCUCAGAGGGCAAUUAAAACACAGACAGAUUCAUGUAAAACCAGAGAUUUAUGGGUUACAGAUUUUGUCAUUUUACAAAAUAUCAACAAAAUUGCUCUUUCGUUCACAAGUAAAGAAAUAGCCAUAUAUGACAUGAGUACCAAGAUGGAGUUCAGUCCACAGUAUAAAAUACAGAAUUUACAUCACACACCACUAAGUUUGGACUACUGGUCCAACCCAAACAAUGUCAAUGAGGCCAUGUUGGUGUGGGGAGAUGUAGGAGGAUACAUAAAUGCUUUAUACUUUAGCUCGGUAACCAUGGCGUUGUUUGAUAGACCACCAGCUCCAGCAGGAGAAAAACAAGCAUCUGCAUUAAGUGAGCCGUGUUUGAAUGUAAACAUCAAUGAUGUAUCCAGUGACGUGGCCAAUGCUAAGUACAAGAAUGUGGUCUACUUCUUCAAAGAUUGUCAUAAAGGACAGUGGGUCAGGCAAGUGAAGUAUUCACAGUAUUUAGAUGCCUUUAUCAGCUGUUCUACUACCAAUAAUAACUCUAUGGCCAUAGCUAAGAUGGAGAAGGCAGGUACUUCAGAGAAAGGCCCUUCUGGACAACAAAUAGACAAGAACAAGCCUGUUAGCAGAAGUAUAAGUCGUAGGCCAACAUAUUUUGACAUAUCACAAGGAGUCAAUGCUUUUGAUUACAGCCAGAAUUUGAACUUGAUUGCUACUGCAGGUGUAAACCACCACAUAUGUCUGUGGAAUCCUUAUGUCAACUCUAAACCUAAUGGUGUAUUAAGAGGUCACAUGGCCAGUGUUGUACAGGCACAGUUUAUGAAGUCUAGAAGUCAGCUGAUCAGUUUCUCUAAAGAUAAAGUGUUACGUAUCUGGGAUGUCCAGUUACAAGUCUGUAUACAGAGAUUAGCUGGCAUGUUCCCUAAAGGACCAGAAGUUCACAGUACUCUAUUCUUUGAUGAAGGAAAAGAUAGGAACGGGUUAGAUAGAAAUCGUUUGUUCCUGACAUUCAACUAUCAGCUGACUUUGUUAGAGAUGAAGGCAGAGAUCAGAGAUAGGAUCUUGUCACAUGACAAACCAGUUAUUUCUGCUAUUUAUAAUGAAAAGAAGAGUCAGAUCAUAAGUGUAUGCCAGCAAGGAACCAUGAUUGUGUGGAUGAUUGAUACAGGUCAAAAGGUCAAACAGUUCAACAAUAUUCAUGGUACAUCAGAAGUCACAUGUUUAGCUCAAGAUAGUUUUGGUUCCAAAAUUUACACAGGUGGAACUGACGGUCUAGUCAAGGAAUGGGAUUUCAAUGGUCAUUGUUACCACCAGUUGGAAUGUGCUGGUGGUCAGCCUGCUGAUAUUGGUCAAACCUUAAUACUCAAAAGAUCAGUAGUUUCUGUAGGAUGGACAAAAUACAUAACACUAUUCCGUAAUGCAGCAUUUAGAGAGCACCAUGUUCAACCAUCAGAUUGGAAAGGAGGCCAGGAACACGUAGAAGAUAUUUUAUGCAUAGCCUACUCAGGACCUAAUUUGCUUGCCACAGGAUCUUACGAUGGAGAAAUUAUUGUGUGGAACCUAGGAUCAGAACAAGUGUCGAAAAGACUAAAUCUGAGAUGUCGCAGAGUUUUAUUGAAAGGCAAAAGUAAUGUUGGUGCAAUGAGCCGUGAGGCUACACAUAUGUCAACAAAGAGUCGACCCAGGUCAAGAGCUUCACAAAGACAGGAAGAUUCCAAUGAUUUUGGCUAUGCGGUAACCCGGUUACUAUUUUUAGAAGAGAGAAAGCACCAAUCUGCAGGAGGUGGAGCUAACUUGGUUAGUUGUGGUGGUAAUGGAUGGGUCAGAUUUUGGAAUACAGCUAGAUCAGAAUUGAUGGCAGAGUUUGUUGCUCAUACACAUGCUGGUAGUAUUAUAAUGGCCAUUGAUGCACAGAACAGAUAUUUAGCCACAGGCGAUGUUGAUGGUAAUGUAAAGGUCUGGGACAUCAGAGAAUAUUGUUUACAUCAGCAAGACGAAAUUGUAACAGCGCCACCUAAGCUAAAAAGUCAGUUCCAACCUCACGUAGAUAUGAUUAAUACCUUAGAGAUGUGUGAACGUAAUGGUAGAACGUUAGUGAUAUCAGCUUCGUCAGAUUGUGGUGUGGCAGUGUAUGACUUCCUAGGCAAGAGGAUUGGUACCUGUGGUCAGGAGGAGCAUUGGAAAGUGGAACAAUUUGACCCAGCAGAAGAGAUAGAGGAAGAGGAAGAAGAAGAGGAGGAAGAACAGGAGGAGAAAGAGACAGAAGAAGAGAAGCCAUUACUGGAUCAGGACUGGAAACCAGAUGAAAGAGCAAUAUCUGAUUUACAGGGAUACAGGAUACAUGUCUGGGACAGUACCAUUCUAGGAAAAGAAUAUCAAGAAACAAGAACAAAGAAAAGAGAGAGAAAACAGCCUGGAAAUAUUCCAGAUUUACCUUACCUUCAUUGGGAGAGAACAGGACACGCACCUGCUGGACCGUACUCUGCAUUAGAAACAAAGGAAUUACAAGACCUGGAGAAUUUGAAAGUCUCCAAACAAGAUUUUAACUAUGUACCUAAACGUAAAGAUAGUCAUUUGAGGCUGCCUAAAUUGCCUAAUCUUGUCGAUACUUUACAACAGCCUAUCCCAGAGAAGGAGAUUUUCCCUAAGUACAUCCUUGACUUCGAAGCCAAGAUGAAAAGUUACCAUAAAAUGCAGUUAGAACAACAAAACCAGCCUAUCAACAUCAGGAAUAAAUUAGCUGGAAGUUUGGCCAGUGGAUUGACAAAGUCUAGUCUACAGAAUAUAGGACAAAUGAUUGGACAAAAUACUUCUGUUUCUACUAAAUCACGAUCUGUUAAAGGACAUAAAAUGAGCCGAGGAGUCUCUAGGCGAACAUCUGUGGUGUCAAGUGUUGAUGCUUCAGUCAUGUGAUAUAAUUUAAUUUUGAUUGGACAAAAUAAUUCUGUUUCAGUAAACUUCAAGGACUAAAAGUGAUCUAGGGCAUAAUCACAACAAAUAUUUAUCAUGCCUCUACUUUGUGAUUUGUCUCUUUGUUUUUUGACUAGAUGAUCUUCAGUUUGUGUUAAAUAACACAGAUUUUCAUUGGAUAACACUUUUCAGUUUAUGUGCUUCAUAAAUCAUGAUCUGUGUAUAAGAUCUCAAAACAACAAAUAUUUUUGAUGUCAAGUUUUGAGGCGUGUAAUACUGAUUGUGAUUGGCUGUCUUAGCCAUGCAAUACUUUCAAAACUGAUUAUCAUUGGUUACAACUAUCAUGUAGUAUCAAUAUGGAUUGAAUACUCAAGAUGGAAAUUAAAGCAAGAUUUAUUUUGUUCUGAUGAUAAAAAAUAAGUUAUGAAAUUAAAAUUUCUAAAAGAUGAUGUUAAAGAGGAUUUCUUUUGCAUUAUCUAAUGAACUUUCCAAUGGCAUUCAGAUGUAUCAGUUAUAUUAUUUUUUAUUAAUUGUCAUAUAUGCUUUAUUGAGCUGUGAUAAAGGAAAGUUUUAAAUAUGACAUGAUUUGAUUAGGAAUUAAUACCUUUUACUGCCAAGUCAUAAACAAAUGAAUAUUGUUUAAAGAAUACAACUUUUUUUCUAAAGUUUAGUUGUUAAUUGAUUUUGGCAGUUAAUGAAGAAAUUUGUGUAAGUUGACCUUCAAUAUGGUGGCAAAGGGAAAUAACUCUUAUCCAAAUCAUUUCAAUCCAAAACUAUCCAUAUGUAACAUUAAUAAAAAGAAAUUUAUUGAACUAAACUGCAUAUAGAAAGACAUUCAAGUUUUUAUUAUUUAAAACUGCCAUAUAAAUGUUAAAUUGGACUGUGAUAUUAAAUAUAUUCUGUUAUAUGCAUGAACUAAUGAUGAGUAAUUGUAAUUAUAUUUAUUAUAUUUUCUUGUUAAUUUUUUUUAAAUCUAUAUGUCUAUUGUGAUAAUGAAAAAACCUCAAUGUUUAUUUGUUUAUUUUAAAAAUAUCUAUUUGAUAUUCAAAUCUUACGAUUUUUUAAAUAUCUUGUAAAAACUAAUGAAGCAUUAAAAGGAAAAUGUCUUUU
Mytilus californianus (California mussel) is the source of this 4876-nucleotide messenger RNA. RefSeq names its product WD repeat-containing protein 49-like. Lineage: Eukaryota; Metazoa; Mollusca; Bivalvia; Mytilida; Mytilidae. Gene Ontology annotation, molecular function: protein binding. Bases 122 to 3769 code for a protein of 1215 amino acids. The transcript has 32 exons. The record is from RefSeq and is a predicted model, not a curated record.